UGGGACCAAAUGUGAAAAUCGUCCUUUCUUUACUUUUUGUAAAAGCACAGAAUACUAAUCACAACUACUAUUCUGUGGUAAAAGUGUAAGUAAUUCAUCGCCACUUUCUUUAUACUUCUGCCAAUUAAACUCUAAAAUGGAUACCACUGAAGAUUCACUUAUUUUACAGAAGAAGCUCUAUUUCUUAUUAGAACAACUUCAGAAUAUGGCUAAAGAUCUCCCACCUAAAUAUCAAAUGAGACUGCCCUGUGAGCUACUAUCAAGCUUGGCGAAUUGUUUACUUAACGAGACAGUAUUUGAAAUAGUUAAGGGCCUUUUAGAAAUUCAACAUGUUACUGAACAACAUUUAUAUCAACAGAGGUUACAAUUUGUUCACCAGAAAAAAAAUCAAGAAAAAGAAAUUUUAAAACAAUAUGAACAUGACACUGAUCGAAAAAUUCAAGAAUUGCAGAAAUUUAUGUUGGAGCAGAAAGAGGAACUAAAAGCAUUUGACAUGAACCUAGUUUUGCAGUUGGACCAAAAAGUUUCAGACCAACAAGAUAUUUUACAGAAAGCUGGUGUACCUGGUUUUUAUGUAACAACCAAUCCAACAGAGAUUAAAGUACAGAUGCAUUUAUUGGACUUUUUACUGCGUUUAAGUAAGAUGACAAUUCCAAUAUAAAUACUUUUAUUUUAUUUUGACGUAAAUGAAUCUGUGAUAUGUUUCUAAAUAAAUAGCAAUAUAAGUACAAUAA
Molecule: messenger RNA, 734 nt
Organism: Diabrotica balteata
Lineage: Eukaryota; Metazoa; Arthropoda; Insecta; Coleoptera; Chrysomelidae
Source: the annotation of a GenBank genome assembly